Molecule: messenger RNA, 558 nt
Organism: Papaver somniferum (opium poppy)
Lineage: Eukaryota; Viridiplantae; Streptophyta; Magnoliopsida; Ranunculales; Papaveraceae
Product: ethylene-responsive transcription factor 3-like
Exons: 2
Coding region: 1-558 (185 amino acids)
Biological process (GO): regulation of DNA-templated transcription
Molecular function (GO): DNA-binding transcription factor activity; DNA binding
Source: RefSeq, a predicted model, not a curated record
AUGGCGGUGCAGCAGCAGCAACAAGUGAAAGAAGGUCGUUAUAGAGGAGUAAGAAGAAGACCCUGGGGCCGAUUUUCUGCUGAGAUACGAGAUCCAUGGAAGAAAGUACGAAAAUGGUUGGGUACUUUUGAUACAGCAGAGGAAGCGGCAAUGGCUUAUGAUGAGGCAGCUGUAAGUCUAAGAGGACCUAAAGCAAGAACUAAUUUUGGAAAUGGUAUUAUUAGAUCUACCCAUCAUCAUCAAAAUCAUCAGCAGCAGCAAUGGAGGAAUAAUAAUCAUCAUCGUCAAUUUGUUAGUACCAGAGAUUUCCAUCGGAAUAUGUUUUCUUCUUCGCCGUUGAUGAGUAACGUUUCUUGUGCUCCUUCAGGUAAGGAUUUUAGUACUGGUUAUAGAUUUCAUGAUGCUGUGAAAGUUGUGGUUAGAAAUGAAGAAAAAAGAGAAGAAAAAGAAAUCCAGAAGAAGAAGAAAACUCCAUUGUCAUUUGAUCUGAAUCUUCCUCCUCCUGAUUAUUAUUAUCAUCAAGGUGAUGAUGACAUUUUAACCCUGCUCACGAUUUGA